AGGAAAGAAAGGAUGGGGAGGGCACAGUUAGUUCUGUUUUGAUUUUUUUUUCCAUUUUUUCAAUUCUAGGCAAAAAAUAGUAAAUGGAUAAAAAGCAAGGCACCCUUGGCCACUAACCAGCACAGGGGCUGAGAAAUCAGGAUACAGGAGCUGAUCCCCAAAAAGUUCUCUCACAAGCAAGGGCAGACCACAGGCUCCUCUUGAUCACUUGGUUGAACACGCAAAAUCAGACUGAUGAAGCCAUCUGUAUCCUGAACAAGCUUUGUCAUCUUAAAAAAAAAAAAAAAAAAAAAAGGAAGAAGAAAAAAUAAAAAGCAAAAGAGCAGAUGCUUCUCUUCCAAGCAGGAUUAAUAUCCAGUGACUGAAUAAACUGAGAUCCUUCAGAACUCUCUUCCACAGUACGAAGGGGGAAAUGAGUGAUCUCUACAACUUUACCAAUGGAACUGGAAAUAAUAGUCUCUGUACCAGAGAUUACAAAAUCACCCAAGUUCUUUUUCCUCUGCUCUACACGGUCUUGUUUGUUGUUGGAAUCAUCAUGAACAGUCUAGCAAUGGGAAUUUUCUUCCAAAUCCCCAGCAAAUCCAACUUCAUCAUCUUCCUCAAGAACACCGUCAUAUCCGACCUGCUCAUGAUACUGACUUUUCCUUUCAAAAUCCUCAGCGACGCAAAGCUGGGAGCAGGGCCACUGAGGGCAUUUGUGUGCCAAGUCACCUCUGUCAUAUUCUACUUCACGAUGUAUAUCAGCAUUUCUUUCCUUGGUCUGAUCACCAUCGACCGUUACCAGAAAACUACCCGGCCAUUUAAAACAUCCAACCUCAGCAACCUACUUGGCGCUAAGAUUCUGUCCGCUGUGAUUUGGAUAUUCAUGUUCCUCCUGUCCUUGCCAAACAUGAUCUUAACCAACAAGAAACCAGUGCACUUGAAUGUGAAGAAAUGUGCUUUUCUGAAGUCAGAGUUUGGCCUGGUAUGGCAUGAAAUUGUCAACUACAUCUGCCAAGUCAUUUUCUGGAUCAAUUUGCUUAUCAUAAUUGUAUGCUACACACUGAUCACAAAAGAGCUCUAUCGAUCCUAUGUAAGGACAAGGGGGGUAGGGAAAGCACCUAAAAAAAAGGUAAAUGUCAAAGUGUUUAUUGUCAUCGCUGUAUUUUUUAUUUGUUUUGUGCCCUUUCAUUUUGCCAGAAUUCCCUACACCCUCAGCCAAACAAGAGAUGUUUUUGACUGUACUGCUGAGAAUACCUUAUUUUAUGUAAAAGAGAGCACACUGUGGCUGACUUCCUUAAAUGCAUGCUUAGAUCCAUUCAUAUAUUUUUACCUCUGCAAAUCCUUUAGAAAUUCCUUGAUGGGCAUGCUGAAACACAGAAAUGCUCCUACGAUGUUCUCACCCCAGGAAAUCAGAAACAAAGGGCAAAAUGAUAGCAGCCCAUCAGAAGAGAUCCCGUUAUAGAAUAAAGAGGCAUUGAAAAAACAUUCCCAUUACUCUUUGUUGAAGAAAGCACUAUAUAAAUAAAAGUAUUACAGCUUACUGAGAAGUGAGUUGAUGGACAAACUUACUGAAACAAAGAAGUUUUUGGAAAAAGCCAAUAAAAUAUUUUAUUAAGCUUCA
Antechinus flavipes (yellow-footed antechinus) is the source of this 1603-nucleotide messenger RNA. It is a transcript of the gene P2RY12, whose product is annotated as purinergic receptor P2Y12. Gene Ontology annotation, biological process: blood coagulation; G protein-coupled receptor signaling pathway. The record is from RefSeq and is a predicted model, not a curated record. Gene Ontology annotation, molecular function: G protein-coupled purinergic nucleotide receptor activity. Lineage: Eukaryota; Metazoa; Chordata; Mammalia; Dasyuromorphia; Dasyuridae. The transcript is spliced from 3 exons. The coding region runs from base 413 to 1444 and encodes 343 amino acids. Gene Ontology annotation, cellular component: membrane.